Liolophura sinensis is the source of this 1957-nucleotide messenger RNA. Its product is annotated as transcriptional adapter 2-alpha-like. Gene Ontology annotation, cellular component: SAGA-type complex; nucleus. Lineage: Eukaryota; Metazoa; Mollusca; Polyplacophora; Chitonida; Chitonidae. Gene Ontology annotation, biological process: chromatin remodeling; regulation of transcription by RNA polymerase II. The coding region runs from base 424 to 1737 and encodes 437 amino acids. The record is from RefSeq and is a predicted model, not a curated record. Gene Ontology annotation, molecular function: protein binding; chromatin binding; transcription coactivator activity. The transcript has 2 exons.
CAACCACAACUACAACAUCAACAAACGCCGUCUUUCGUGUUAGGCAACAGGUGCGAUAGAAUCACAAUAAUUAACUGUCACUGAGGAAGACGCACAAAUCCAAGGUUCAAAUCAGACAAAAACUGACAACUUUGCUCACACAAAUGUGCCUGGGACCAAGGAAUCUGCCCUGGACUGUAACACCAUUCCCUGUGCUGUGUGACACCAUUUCCUGUGCUGUGUAACACCAUUCCCUGUGCUGUGUGACACAAUUCCAUAUGCUGCGUGACACCAUUCCCUGUGCUGUGUGACGCCAUUGCCUGUGCUGUGUGACACCAUUCCCUAUGCUGUGUGAUACCAUUUCUUCUGCUGUGUGACACAAUUUUUUCUGCUUUGUGACACUAUUUCUUCUGCUGUGUGAUCAACACCAUUCCUCCUGUGGUAAUGUUUGAGGAGGAAGAUGAUUACAAGACUUGCCUGGGUUGUAACACCACAUUAUCAGAGCCCUACAUCAGGUGUGGCGUCUGCAUGACUCCGACCACCCUUCUUUGUUUGCAUUGUUUUGCUCAGGGGUUUGAAAAUGACAGUCACUACAGCAACCAUGAUUAUGAGAUUAUUAAGACAGACUUCGCGUUAUUUGAGGAUCACUGGACAGCAGCAGAGGAGUCUGAUCUUCUGAAGGCUGUGUCUGACUGUGGGCUUGGUAACUGGGCCGACAUUGCUGCUCAGAUCUCAUCCAAAAGUCCAGAGGAAUGUGAGCGGCACUACACACACUGUUAUAUCAAUCAUCCUGCCACCCCGUUACCAGCAUUCCCUGAGCCAGAAUUUCAGCCCAAACCUCUGCCCAUUGUCUUUAAGCUGUCAGAUGACCCACCACGACCUCUAGAAUCAUCAGCGUUGUGCAUUGAAAUGGCAGGCUAUAUGGCUGCACGUUCCGAGUUCACCUCAGAACAUGACAACUUUGUGGAGCUCGACCUGCGGAACAUCACCCUGGAGGAGAACGAAGAGGACAUCCUGGAGGAGCAGCUGAAACUGGCCGCGCUACAGGUGUAUCAGAGCUGUUUGAUGGAGAGGCACAGACGCAAGAGGAUUGUGCGCUCCUAUGGUCUAAUAAACUACAAAAAGCUCUCUGUCCAUGAGCGCAGAUUUGAGAAAACGUUACGUCGUUACAUGGACCCUCUGAGGGCAGUAAUGAGGCUGGUGCCACCCUCAGACUUUGAUAAGUACUUGGAAGGCUUCAACUACAAGGAGGAACUGAAGCGAGAGGUGGAACAUCUGCAAGAGUUCCGGGAAAAUGGACUCACACAGCUGAGACAUAUGAAAGUGUACAAUCACCUGAAACUGAGACGAGAAUUGGAGCGGUCGAAACGUCACAUGCUUAGUGACAUUCUUGAUCACAUCCAGGAUGAGACGGCAUGCCAAUCCUGGCUGCAGAAACAGGCUGCCCUCAGCAAUGGCGUCAAGUACUUCCCUGUUACUCAUCCGUCAGUGCCAAGGAAAUCAGCUCCUCCCCUCGACAUUGUCGGACUUCCAGGCUUUGAGAAACUGAAUGAGGAAGAGAAAGAACUGUGCUCAUCUGUUCGGCUGGUCCCUGAGGCAUAUAAUGAGUUCAAAUCCAUUCUUGUGGCCGAGUGUAAAAAGGUCGGCAGUUUGAAACUUGCACAGGCAAGGGCUCUCAUAAAGAUCGAUGUGAAUAAAACCAGAAGGUUGUAUGACUUUCUCUUAAGCCAAGGCGUAAUAAGGAAAGACUCCAUAUGACCUGAGCUACUGUAACAUUUUAAAUUUGCUUUGCUACGGUGGCUGUGAGUUCAAGUCCAGCUCAUGCUAGCUUCCUCUGUGGUUCUAGGCUGGAAUGUUUGCCAGCAGCUUACAGAUUGUGGUAGGUUUCCCCUGGGCUCUGCCUGGUUUCCUCCCAUCAUAAUGCUGGCCAGUGUUGUGUAAGUGAAAUGUUCUUGAGUACAGUGUAAAACACCAAUCA